AUGGAGGCAUUGAAGAUGAGACUCUUCGCUGUUGUGAUCCUCAUGGUCUUGGCUGUCUCAGCGGUCCAGAAUGUAGCAAUAGCUGAAGCUCCAACAUCGGCUCCCACUUCCGAUGCGGUCUAUAAUCUACGAACUAAGCUCCGAUGA
Messenger RNA from Macadamia integrifolia, 147 nucleotides. RefSeq names its product arabinogalactan protein 13-like. The transcript has 2 exons. Bases 1 to 147 code for a protein of 48 amino acids. NCBI's taxonomy places the organism in Eukaryota, Viridiplantae, Streptophyta, Magnoliopsida, Proteales, Proteaceae. The record is from RefSeq and is a predicted model, not a curated record.